UAUAAAAGCUGAGAGCUAUGAAGAAACUUCAAGGGUGCGCGAUGCGAUGGCGCUAGUGAGAAGCUCAGCAGCAGCAGCUGCUCUGAGAGCACUGAACGGAUCAUGCUCUCUCAUUGGUGGGCUGCCUCGGAGCUCCAAUGCCUUGCGAAUCAGAUGCUUCUCCUCCCUCAUGUCACCGCCGUCCACGGCGGUGGUGUACGACCAGCACGGUGCUCCCGACGCUGUCACGAGAGUGAUGGAGAUGCCGCCGGUUCCGGUGAAGGAGAGCGACGUCUGCGUUAAAAUGCUUGCUUCUCCGAUCAAUCCCUCUGAUGUCAACCGAAUUGAAGGCGUCUAUCCUGUGAGGCCAGAAGUGCCAGCUGUGGGAGGAUAUGAAGGGGUUGGGGAAGUCUACUCGACGGGUGCUGCUGUUAAGGAUCUUUCGCCUGGUGAUUUGGUCAUUCCAUCUCCGCCUUCCUCUGGGAUGUGGCAGACGUAUGUAGUUAAAGACCAGAGCAUGUGGCAUAAAAUUGAUAAGGAUUCGCCGAUAGAAUAUGCAGCCACAAUUACAGUCAAUCCUUUGACUGCUUUAAGAAUGCUCGAAGACUUCGUAUCUAUGAAAGCAGGUGAUUCUGUUGUCCAAAAUGGGGCUACUAGCAUUGUGGGCCAAUGCAUCAUCCAAAUUGCUAAGUCCCGUGACAUCCGUAGUGUUAAUAUCAUUAGGGACAGAGCUGGUUCCGAUGAAGCUAGUGAAAUGUUGAAGAAACUCGGUGCUGAUGAAGUGUUUACAGAGAGUCAACUAGAAGUGAAGAAUGUCAAGAGUUUACUGGGAAAUGUCUCAGAACCUGCUCUAGGAUUUAACUGUGUCGGUGGCAAUGCUGCUUCAUUGGUUAUGAAGUUUUUGAGGCAAGGAGGAGCCAUGGUAACAUAUGGGGGAAUGUCCAAAAAACCUAUCACUGUAUCAACUUCAUCCUUCAUCUUCAAGGACCUUUCGCUUAGGGGAUUUUGGCUGCAGAAAUGGAUGGUCUCAGAUAAAGCAAUAGAGUGCAGGCAAAUGAUAGAUUACCUGCUAGACUUAGCCCAAGAAGGGAAGUUAAAAUACGAGAUGGAGCUUGUUCCUUUCAGCAAUUUCAAGCUCGCACUGGAUAAGGCAAUGGGAAAAUUGGGAAGCCACCCCAAGCAAGUCCUAAAGUUUUAACUCUUGCGCUAUGCAAGGACGUAAGGACUGCAAAUCGUCACUUGUUAGUCUAAAAGGCUGUUUUUAUGUAGAUGAGAUGAAAUACUUGAGAUUCUUUCUUGCAGUGAUUAUGGGAAAUUGGGUACGUUUGGUUCGCUGAAAUAGAAUUGAUACAUAAUGGAAUAGAUAUGAAUUAGAAUAAACAGGGAAUAUAAUAAAAAUUCUGAAAGUGUGUUUGGUUUUA
Punica granatum (pomegranate) is the source of this 1400-nucleotide messenger RNA. Lineage: Eukaryota; Viridiplantae; Streptophyta; Magnoliopsida; Myrtales; Lythraceae. The record is from RefSeq and is a predicted model, not a curated record.